This is a messenger RNA of Papaver somniferum (opium poppy), 678 nucleotides long. RefSeq names its product BTB/POZ and MATH domain-containing protein 3-like. Lineage: Eukaryota; Viridiplantae; Streptophyta; Magnoliopsida; Ranunculales; Papaveraceae. The transcript has 4 exons. Bases 1 to 678 code for a protein of 225 amino acids. Gene Ontology annotation, molecular function: protein binding. Gene Ontology annotation, biological process: protein ubiquitination. The record is from RefSeq and is a predicted model, not a curated record.
AUGAAGAGGUCGGAGUUGGAGACGUCAAGUUAUCUCAAGAACGAUUGUCUUAGCAUUCAUUGUACAGUAGAAGUAGUGCAUGAUCGUUUUGAAACAGCGCAAACUAAUAUCCAAGAGGGUAAACAUGAUAUUAUUCCUGUACCUCCAUCGGAUAUGAUUCAGAAUCUCAAGGAUUUGCUUGAAUCUGAAAUUGGUUCUGACGUUACGUUUCAGGUUGGCAAUGAAUUCUUCAGAGCUCAUAAGUCGAUUCUUGCAGCUCGAUCUCCCGCCAUGUUAUAUUUGUACUCGGAUGAACUUCCCGAGCCACGUGAACUUUCUGAUUCAGAUUCUCUUUGCACUUCAAUUACGAUCAUGCAACAUCUGUUAGAUGCAGUAGAUCGCUUCGAUCUUGAUCGAUUGAGACUCAUGUGUGAGGCAAAAUUAUGUGAAGAAAUAACCACAAAUACCGUGGCAACAACACUGGCCCUAGAAGAACAACACCAAUGCCUGCAACUGAAAACUGCUUGUCUAAAGUUCGCAGCUAAACCCGAAAAUUUAGAAGAAAUUAUGAAGUCUGAUGGGUUUGCAUAUCUUGAGAAAAGUUGUCCAUCAUUAUUAGUUGAUCUGCUGAAGACUAGUGCACUGAUAGAUAAAAAUCAUGUGGCAGCUUAUGAGAAUGAUCAGUCAGUAAUGUCUUGA